This is a messenger RNA of Anopheles maculipalpis, 765 nucleotides long. RefSeq names its product translocon-associated protein subunit beta (gene SsRbeta). The record is from RefSeq and is a predicted model, not a curated record. Lineage: Eukaryota; Metazoa; Arthropoda; Insecta; Diptera; Culicidae. Gene Ontology annotation, cellular component: membrane; endoplasmic reticulum. The coding region runs from base 154 to 732 and encodes 192 amino acids. The transcript has 3 exons.
CACUGUGCGCUUCGUUCGAUGUGUUGGAACUUAGCCAGUGAAAUUGGUAUGCCAACAUAACAUUAUUUCUCACCAACGUGUACGUUCGUGCCGCACGAAGGAAAGCAUUAACAUUUGCCCGUUUUUCCCGAUAGUAUCGCACAACUUGCAACGAUGAAAAGCUUCCUGUACGCUCUACUGGCACUGCUCGCCGUCAGCCAACUUGGAUUGGCCAACGAAGAAAACACGGCCCGGUUGCUGGUUUCCAAGCACAUCCUGAACAAAUAUCUGGUGGAAGCGCGGGAUAUCGUUGUGAAGUACACACUGUAUAAUGUUGGUUCCGGACCGGCCGUGAACGUUCGCUUGGUGGACAACGGAUUCCAUCCGGAAGUGUUUGAAGUAGUCGGUGGACAACUGUCUGCCUCGAUUGAUCGCAUCGCACCACAGACCAAUGUAACGCACAUCGUUGUUGUGCGGCCGAAAACGUACGGCUAUCUGAACUUCACCGCUGCCGAGGUCAACUACAUGGCAACGGAAGAUGCGACAGAGCCUCAGUUCUCGAUCAGCUCCGAACCGGGUGAAGGUGCUAUUGUAGCCGAAGCUCAGUUCAACAAGCAGUUCAGCUCGCACUACCUGGAUUGGCUAGCGUUCGCGUUCCUGACGCUACCGUCCCUUGCCAUCCCUUACGCGAUGUGGUACAGCUCAAAGUCGAAGUAUGAGGCGAUGGGCAAAUCGACGAAGAAGGUGAACUAAAUCCCACCGGCGGAGGUGUUCGGCAGGAGCCAG